AUGGAAGAAGCAGUGGAGGAUUCUUGCACACAAGGAGAUAUUAAUAAAGUUUGGCUGGUGAGAAAUAAGAAGACGAUAUAUAAAGACGAUGAUGCUAAGACAAGGAUGAAGAAAGUACGAGAGAAGAUAGUUCAAGAAAAGGCUACAGUUACGGAGAACAGGUUGAGUCCACCCUUACAUCUGGCAAGUGAACUGAAGACACCUUACACACCACCGGAGAGAAUUUACAGAGAAUUAGGGAACUUCGCUUCAAGAAAAGAAAGCUUAUUACAUCCAUCAAAAGUGGAAAUGCCACUAGGGAUAAGCAAGACGCCAGACAAAAAUGAAGUUGUCGAGAUGAUCAAAAACUGGAGAGUAGGAGAAGAGAAUAAUCCAGAUCACAACGAUACUUCAAAAAACAAGGGUCAACAACUAAAGAAAGAUAACGUAGCGACUGAAGAAGUGGUUGAUAUCAUAAAAGAUUACAGAACAACAAACAAAAUCAAAUAUGUUCAGUAUCAAGAAUCAGACCACAAUGGUAGCUUGGUAGACAAAUUGAUGGAAGUGAAAAAUGUCUUCGAUCAAACGUCCAACGAAAUGGAAUGGGAAAGAAUCAAUACAGAGGCCCUGCAUUUAGUGAGUGAAGAGAACAAUAUAAAAUCAUUGGAGAAAGCUAAAGCAUGGGCAAUGGAGAGAAACAAUUUUUUCCGAUUAGGACAAAAAAUUAUCAGUUUAGCAGAAAAAACAAAAAUAUUCCAGGAAUAUACAACCCUGAACGAUAAUUUUAAACAAAGAUUGGAGGAUGAAAAUAGAUACCAAGAUGAAAAGAAAAUUGGAGAAAAGAGACCAAUUUUAGAAUCGCUGAGCAAAUGGAGCGAGAUAGAGGACGAAGAAGAAAGAAACAAAGCUUUCACCGAAUUAUAUAAAGAACGAAGGCAACGAGAGCAACUCCUAUCUUUUUCGCCAUCACAAAACGAAGAUACAGAAGAAGAAGAGGAAAAAGAAGCAGAACCUGAAGCAUCACCGUCAAAGAAGAAAGGUAAAAAGAAGAAAAAGGGUAACAGGAAGAGACAAUAA
Messenger RNA from Rhizophagus irregularis DAOM 181602=DAOM 197198, 1056 nucleotides. NCBI's taxonomy places the organism in Eukaryota, Fungi, Glomeromycota, Glomeromycetes, Glomerales, Glomeraceae. The record is from RefSeq and is a predicted model, not a curated record.